Messenger RNA from Diceros bicornis minor, 1230 nucleotides. Its product is annotated as bile acid receptor-like. The coding region runs from base 1 to 1230 and encodes 409 amino acids. Gene Ontology annotation, biological process: negative regulation of inflammatory response; bile acid signaling pathway; positive regulation of transcription by RNA polymerase II. Gene Ontology annotation, molecular function: nuclear receptor activity; RNA polymerase II cis-regulatory region sequence-specific DNA binding; zinc ion binding. Lineage: Eukaryota; Metazoa; Chordata; Mammalia; Perissodactyla; Rhinocerotidae. The record is from RefSeq and is a predicted model, not a curated record. The transcript has 8 exons.
AUGGCAAAUACUUAUGUCACUGCACCUGAUGGGUACUGUCUUGCUGAACACGUGCAGUACUAUAGUAUUUUGCCGGAACAAAUCAGUUAUCAGCUGCAGUAUCCUGAUUUUCAAGAAUCACCUUAUUGCCAGUAUUCUACUGUCCAGUUUCCUCCAGCUCUACAGUCCCAAUCUUUACAAAGUCAUUUCAACACUUAUAGCUUGGAUCCACAGUUCAGUGGUAGAGAGAGUGGACCUGGUUCCUGUGAAUUAAAUAGACCCGCUGAUGUGGUUGUCCACGAUGCUGAAGAUGGAUACUCUGAAAUAAAAAUGUCCCGACUAACUCAUUCUUCCAUGCAAAUUAAGGGACAGGAAGAACUCUGUGUAGUUUGUGGUGAUAAAGCAUCAGGAUAUCAUUAUAAUGCACUUACUUGUGAAGGUUGCAAAGGUUUUUUUCGACGUAGCAUCACCAAAAAUGCAGUAUAUAGUUGCAAGAAUGGUGGUCACUGUGAAAUGGACAUGUAUAUGCGUAGAAAAUGUCAAGAGUGCAGACUGAAAAAAUGUAAGGCAGUAGGAAUGUUGGCAGAAUGUUUGCUCACAGAGAUCCAAUGCAAAUCAAAGAGACUUCGAAAGAACUUUAAGCAGAAGAGUAGUUUCUACUCUAACACCAAAGUGGAAGAAGAAGGAGUAGACAACAAGCUUGUGUCAUCCACUACUAGAUCUGGAAAAGUGAUUCAGAAAAGCAUGGAACUAACUCAGGAGGAACAUCAGCUCAUUAAUAACAUUGUGACUGCUCAUCAAAAAUAUACAAUUCCUUCAGAGGAAACAAAGAAAUUUCUGCAGGAGUAUACAAAUCCUGAACUGAGUUUUUUGCGACUCUCAGAGACAGUAGUCCUACACGUACAGGGCUUAAUGGAUUUUACCAAGGGACUCCCAGGGUUUGAAAAUUUGACCAAUGAGGAUCAGACUGCAUUACAGAAGGGAUCAAAAACUGAAGUGAUGUUCCUUCACACAGCCCAACUUUACAGUCAGAAAGAAUGUUUGUCAUCAGCUUCUGAAAGUAUUUCUGAGGAAUUUAUUACCACACUGUUUUACUUCUACAGAAGAAUGAGUGAGCUUAAUAUUACUAAUACUGAAUAUGCUCUCCUUGCAGCAACAACUGUGUUUUUUUCAGGUAAAAACCAUUCAGCAGUAAAAGUUUGGAUUAAGCGUGGCAACGACAGCAUGAAGUUUGUGGUUAUUAUUCACUGA